AAUUAAAAAACUUUUGGAAUGCGUUCCAGAGCCCGACGACUGUUGAUAAAGAAGAAACAAAGGCAAUGGCGACGACAGAAGCAUGCCAAAGAGCGUGACAGGCAGGAGCAAGAAGCAGAAGCCAGGCGACUGGAAGACCCCGAAUACCACAAAUGGCUCCAAAAGCAGUCGGAGCUGGAGAAUUUCCAGCGUUUGGCUACCGAGCGCCAACAGCAGGAGGAGGAGGAAGCCUGGCUCCGACGUGAAGCACUCGCCCAGCGGCAAUUUCGUUUGGAUGCGGCCAAGCGGCGCCAGGAGGAGGAGGAAGUAGAACGCUUGAAGGAUGAAGAGGCAAAGGCGCUGACUAAACGAAAGGAGGAGCAGGAAAAGCGGCGCCAGGAACGACAAACGUUGGCCGAAAGAGCUGCCGACGAAUUCGAAUCGAUGAUGAAGAGCAUGGACGAAUAUCUGCACAACGCAAAGCUGGAAAAACCUCCGGAUCAUCUGUUGCGUAUGGUGGAGACGCACCCCGAAGAGCGACCAUGCGAGUUCUUCACUCGCACAAACUCCUGCCGCUACGGCCACAGCUGCACCUUUAACCACAGACGACCCAUGCUGGGAAGGAUCUUGUUGAUCCGCCACUUUUUCAGCCAUUCGCUGCUGCAUGACAAGAAAGUGCACAAGGAGUACGCCAGCGGCGAUGAAGGCUUGGAGAUGACUGAGCACGAUCUGCGCAGCGACUAUGAUGAGUUUUUCAAUGAUGCCGUCACAGAGCUGGAGAAAUUUGGGAAAAUUGUAAAUUUUCGUGCUUUGAGGAAUACGCUGGAACAUCUUAGUGGUCAUGUCUUUGUGGAAUACGCGAAUGAGAAGUGUGCCUUGCGUGCCUUUAUCAAUCUGCAAGGUCGUUACUAUGCGUCCCGGCGCCUCAACGUGGAGUUCUCUAAUCUUCACACCUGGCGUGGCGCGGUCUGCGGUUUGUCCUUAACACGCAAAUGUCCCAAAGGUAAUAGCUGCGGCUAUCUGCAUUUGUUUCGCAAUCCGAACAAUUUGUUCAACAAGGAUUUGGAGUACACGAAUACACCAAGAAGUGCCCGCAAUUCAGGAAAGUCUCCCAUGCCGAAGACUCCAAGCUGGAAUGACGGUGACGAUGAUAGAGCCAGGAACUGGCGCUGGUCGGAGAGUCCUGAAUUAGAACUGGAGAACUCCAAGGGAUUGGGCAAUCAUAUUCAGACGUCGAGAAGAGAGCACGAUCUCAAGAGUCCCCGCCGCACAGAGCAUCAUUCCAGAGCAAGAAAUGGCAGUGAUCGUAGGACAGACUGCAGCUCAUCCAGAUCUAAUCGCGAAUACUCUUCUAGAAGAGAUCGCAGCUCAUAUAAAUCAAAUACUGAUUGCCACUCCUCCAGAUCGAAUCGUGAUAGUAGUCCUAGCCCUAGAAUAUAUGGUGAAAAGUCCCCCACAUCGGUUAGAUCCCACCAGGAAUUGAGUUUCCACAGAGAUCACAAUUGCUCCAGAUCCCCUCAGUUCCAUCAAAGAUCUCGAAAAUAAAAACCACGGUAUUUAUUUAA
This is a messenger RNA of Drosophila persimilis, 1544 nucleotides long. Its product is annotated as U2 small nuclear ribonucleoprotein auxiliary factor 35 kDa subunit-related protein 2. The transcript is spliced from 4 exons. Gene Ontology annotation, cellular component: U2AF complex; spliceosomal complex. The record is from RefSeq and is a predicted model, not a curated record. Bases 19 to 1524 code for a protein of 501 amino acids. Gene Ontology annotation, biological process: mRNA splicing, via spliceosome. Lineage: Eukaryota; Metazoa; Arthropoda; Insecta; Diptera; Drosophilidae. Gene Ontology annotation, molecular function: metal ion binding; pre-mRNA 3'-splice site binding.